Messenger RNA from Cinclus cinclus, 795 nucleotides. It is a transcript of the gene DIO2, whose product is annotated as iodothyronine deiodinase 2. Gene Ontology annotation, molecular function: thyroxine 5'-deiodinase activity. The transcript is spliced from 2 exons. The record is from RefSeq and is a predicted model, not a curated record. NCBI's taxonomy places the organism in Eukaryota, Metazoa, Chordata, Aves, Passeriformes, Cinclidae.
AUGGGUCUGCUAAGUGUGGAUUUGUUGAUCACGCUUCAGAUCUUGCCGGUCUUUUUCUCCAAUUGCCUCUUUCUUGCGCUCUAUGACUCUGUGAUUCUCCUGAAGCACAUGGUUCUGUUUCUGAGCCGCUCUAAGUCUGGGCGCGGUGAGUGGCGGAGGAUGCUGACCUCGGAGGGGCUGCGCUGCGUCUGGAACAGCUUCCUCCUGGACGCCUACAAGCAGGUCAAACUGGGAGGAGAAGCCCCAAACUCCAGUGUAAUCCACAUAGCCAAGGGCAGUGAUGGCAGCAGUGGCAGCUGGAAGAAUGUUGGUGGCAAGUGUGGAACCAAAUGCCACCUUCUGGAUUUUGCCAACUCAGAGCGGCCACUGGUGGUCAACUUUGGUUCAGCUACCUGACCACCGUUCACAAGCCAGCUGUCAGCCUUCAGCAAGCUGGUGGAGGAGUUCUCUGGUGUGGCUGACUUUCUGUUGGUCUACAUUGAUGAAGCUCACCCAUCAGAUGGCUGGGCUGCUCCUGGAAUCUCUCCCUCCUCAUUCGAAGUUAAGAAACACAGAAGCCAGGAAGAGAGAUGUGCAGCUGCUCACCAGCUCCUAGAGCACUUUUCCUUGCCACCUCAGUGCCAAGUGGUGGCUGACUGCAUGGACAACAAUGCCAAUGUGGCCUACGGGGUUUCAUUUGAGCGAGUAUGCAUUGUGCAGAGACAAAAAAUUGCCUACCUGGGGGGAAAAGGCCCCUUUUUCUACAACCUUCAAGAGGUCCGGCUUUGGCUGGAACAAAACUUCAGCAAAAGAUGA